Molecule: messenger RNA, 1065 nt
Organism: Trichobilharzia regenti
Lineage: Eukaryota; Metazoa; Platyhelminthes; Trematoda; Strigeidida; Schistosomatidae
Source: the annotation of a GenBank genome assembly
AUGGACUCAGGUUUGAGUCCGAAAUUCUCAGUAUUUUGUAUCGAACAACUGAAAGAAACAUUUCCAUGGACUCUUGAAAGACAUUACGUUGCUCAGUACUUGAAAGAAAGUCAACGAAAUGAGGUUUUCAAUAUGGUCGAUGAAAUCAAGAAGACUGUGAAUGAUUCAUUCGAAAAGCUGACAUGGUUGAAUGACGGAAUGAAGCGCUUCGUGAUUGACAAGAUUUCGAAGAUAAAAACCUUCGCUUUGUUCGAUGGUCUGGAAACAUACGAAGAGAAAGAAAAUCUAUCUACUAUAUAUCGACUACAGUAUCCGAUUGAUGAAAACACCUACAUUAUGAAUGAAUAUUAUGCACGCAGGGCAAAAGUCCUCGACGACUAUCGAAAGGAAGUAUUCGGUCUGGGAGAGAAAUUGAAUGCACAAAGAGCAACUUAUAUACCCUCAGCCUCUUAUUGGCCCACUGAAAACCGCAUAAAUAUUAAUGGUGCCAUGCUAAAUCUACCGAUUUACCGUGAUAAUCAAACUAUUUCGGAAAAAUAUGGAGGAUUGGGUUGGCGUAUAGCUCAUGAAAUAUUACACGCUGUUGAUACAUCCUGUAUACUUAUCGAUGAGAAUGGAAAUGACAGGCCUCCCAAUAUCGCCCGCAAUGAAUUUCUUGCCCUCUUGAAGCAAACAGAAUGUCUACGAAAACAGUACACAAAUUACGAUUAUACGAGUGAAAAGAGUGGAACAAUUCGAGUUCUGGAUGAAAUUCUAUCAGAUAACGGAGGUCUGAGGAUAGCGUACCAGACAUUUCAAAGACUGACGAGAAAUCUUACCAAUGAUGCUGGUGAAAACACGAACUCAUCUUCCACUUCGGAAAAAUCGUUUUUCUAUAAUUUUGCUCAGACAUUUUGUGAAAAGUAUACUGCAGAAGGAAUAACUGAAGACAUGAGUAACUCUGAUCACGUGCUGGGGCAUUACAGAGUAGUCGGUGCCUUGUCGAACAGUGAAAAUUUUGCAAGAGCAUACAACUGUCCAGUGGGCUCACCAAUGAAUCCAAGUGAAAAGUGUCAUGUAUGGUGA